Messenger RNA from Monopterus albus (swamp eel), 2992 nucleotides. RefSeq names its product PHD finger protein 23b (gene phf23b). Gene Ontology annotation, biological process: negative regulation of autophagosome maturation; negative regulation of autophagosome assembly; positive regulation of protein ubiquitination. The record is from RefSeq and is a predicted model, not a curated record. Lineage: Eukaryota; Metazoa; Chordata; Actinopteri; Synbranchiformes; Synbranchidae. Gene Ontology annotation, cellular component: nucleus. Bases 559 to 1521 code for a protein of 320 amino acids. The transcript has 5 exons.
CUGGGCUGGCAACCUCAAGAGGUUUCUGCCGCGCACAGAGAGAAAACAGUGCGGAAUAAAGUCAAAACUCAGGUCGUCUUUUAAAUCUACAGCGAAUUAACUUCACCCAAGAAGUUUCUGCUACGGUCCCAUGUUGGCGAGUUGUCGCGUUUAUUUAAUGACUUUUUGUAGUUUUGCUGUGUUUAAACACCGAUGGUUUAAUAAAUGCAGUGACGAAGAAAAGGGAGCUUGAAGCACGUUAAGCAACGAAGGAAUUGGUAUUUUGUCGGGCUAAUAAUGUUAAUGUGGCGACAGUCCCAAGGCGGUUUGCCUUUGGUAAGCUAAAGUUAUCUGGCGUAAAUGCUCCGCAGCGAGGGAAUAUUAUAACUUUGGUCGACAUUGGAGUCCUUUCCGAGGAGAAGUCUUUUUGGUCUUAAGCGUCCUUGCCUUGCUGCUGAAGUUGUACGGCCGUAAGGUGCAGUCGCGCCGGGGAAAGGCACAGCGCGACGGCCGCCACUCUCCGGCUAGCUCGCCUGCUGCUUCUGUUUGUUGGAUCGAGGCCUUGUCGGAGAGGCGACAAUGCUUGACAUAAUGUCUGAGCACCAAGAUUCACUGUUGACAUGCAAAACGGAACCUUUGCCUCCAGAAAGGAAAAAGAGGACUGUUGAAGACUUCAACAAGUUCUGCAGCUUUGUCCUGGCAUAUGCUGGGUACAUCCCCAGUUCAAAAGAGGAAAGCUCAUGGUCCCCGACAUCAUCCAGCUCUGCACACAGUUCAGGAUUGUCAGCAGAUGGAGGUGGUGGAGGCAGCAGCUCCAUGGGCAAUGCUUGGGCAGAUGGAGGCUCCGACAUCCACACCAUCCAUACAUUUGUUCGUAAAGCCCGAGCAAAUAAGGGCAAAAGUAUUCGCCACAUGCGCUCUGACAGCACUCUGCUAGAUAAGAUGCGCCUUAAAGACUCCCUGUAUGAGAGCCAUGCCAGCAGUAAGGCUGAGCGCAAGAAGGACAAAAAACUGAAAAAGUUGUCACUGGGUUCUGCAGGGACGGCGGCAGAUAGUGGUAGUAGUGAGAGCGAGAAAAGAGCCCGCAUUAAACGCAGCAAAAACUCAAAACAGCCAAAGGCUAAGAAGCUCAAGAGUUCAGCAGCACAAAGUGAGACAGACUCAGAGGCGCGGCAUACACACACCGAUGAACGACCAGUCAGAGCAGAUCUGGCGGUACACAGGAGCUCCACCCUGAGCAUGCAUGGCUUGGGGAAGACGCAGCCUGGCGAGUCUAUCAGGGAAGCAGAGAUGAGCUCCAGUGAGGGAGAGACCUGGAUUGCAGAUGAAGACAUUAUGGUGGAGUCAGGUGACGACUCGUGGGACUUGAUCACUUGUUACUGUGGGAAGCCAUUCGCAGGGCGACCAAUGAUCGAGUGCAACCAGUGCAGCAUAUGGGUGCACUUGUCAUGCGCAAAGAUCAAGAAGUCCAAUGUUCCCGACAUCUUUUACUGCCACAAGUGCAGGGACUUGCGGCGGUCAGGACACAAAAAAGACACCUAAAGGUGAUGAGGACUGGGGGUGGGUGGGCGGUGUCACCCUUCCUGUUUUUUUCUGGCCUCUGACACUUUCUUUGAUGCCUACAGCCAGAACAGCCUAAAUCAUCACUUGGAUGGAAACUGUAUUGUCAGUUUUUUAGGAUUUCUUUUGACAAUCACAACCAUUCUUAUAUAGCCCUUACUCUUUUUUUCAUGGUCUGUUUUUCUUUGGCGACUGAAGAACUGGACAGAAGGCAACAGUGACAGUGGAGACUCAUUUGUUACUAAUUUGUACAAGAAUUGGCUUUAUUGUAUUAUGUGCUUGUGAUGUGCACAUCAUUAUUCACUUGUUUUCAUAUAGUCACUGAAGGCGUAUUUUGACACUCUUGAGAAUAUUCACAAAUCAUUUACAUUUUUUUUUUUGUGUGUGUGUCUCUCUCUCUCAAGGAGUACUAUUAUCAGUUUGAUAUCAGUUUUCCUAACUUUGAAUUCACGUUUUAAACGUUGACAAACAUACUGCUGAAGAGAUGGAGAAUCUCACUCCUGUUAUUUGUUUAGAAGUAUUUCACGAUGCUGGAUGGGCAGCUCAUUUUAUUUUUGAUAGUAAUUUGGCAAUUUAUUUGUGGUCGACCACCAAACUUGAAGGUGUAGCGACCUCACUCUAAAAUAAUUUUUUUUUUUUUUUAAGUCAGCUGACAUUUAUUUUGCAGGUGCAUCUAAAUUGCUAAAAUUCAAAUGGCACACAGACAAUUCUUCAGUGCACUUUUAAAAAUGUAAGCCCAAAUACCUUUUCCACUGCAUAUAUGGAUGGUAUUGGGAAUAUGAGCUGUGGCUGAUUACAUCUGUAUUUAGCAUGUAGCUGUGUACAUUCAUGAUUGAGUGCUUAAUAUUUCUCCCUCUCUCGCUUGUUAAUGGAUAAUUGAUAGCCAUUUACCAUGAACAACAUUUACAUUGAAGUGUUAUAUUUUAAUGUCUUUGUUUAAUUUGGUUUAUUUUUUAUGUGUGUUUAAAAACUCGUUGAAAUGAGAGGGUAUUGUUGCUGGAAGUCGACUGGUUUGGCAGUGUCAAAGUGGCUCUGAGGCUCGUCUAUGAAUGGUUGUAAAAUAUUUUUCUAUUUCAUGUUUAUUUCUUAGCUUUCUGAGAAGUGAGAUUAGCGCUCCACCCGUGCCAGAGAAUGGAUAUAAGAUUAUCUCACGUCGAGAACAAAGUUGUAGUGUACAGAAAAUAAGUUGACACCACGUCGACUGUGGCAUUUAUGUUGUUUGGUUUUACCAUGUGCUUUUUUUGGGUUGUCGUUGUUGUUGGUGGUGAGAAAGUCUCCAGUAGCAGUUGCACUCUCUCUCCAACUUCAAUUUUUGUGUACAUAUCUUGUUCUUUAACAACUGUACAUAUGUGAAAGUGAAGAGAGAAAAUACCCAAACAAAGUCUAUAUUUUCUGCAGUCUGAUAUUGUUUUCUUUAAUUGUAGCUUGAAAAAUAAAAGUCUUUGGGAACAUA